CCGAAGCCCACGUUGUCGCUGCAGCCUCCCCACAGCCAGCCUUGGCCCCCUGGAAAAAAGGCAGUGGGAAGAAAGGACGGCCUGGAGCCUCCUGGGCUGCUGGUUCUAAGUGGGUUUGGGGGAUCUGAGGUGGGGAAGGGUUCAGGUGGGGCGAGUGCCCUGUCUCCAAAUUAGUUUCACCCUAGAUUUGUUUUUGCCACCUUUGUGCUCCUACUUCCAGCUUCAGCCAAUCCCGUGUCCCAGGACGUAAGUAUCUGCCAAGUGAGGCAGGUGCCUGCUCACCCCGUUACUAUGUUCCUGGCCUUUGGGCAGAGUAUGCAGACCUCCGCCAGCAACUGACGUCUGGAAGGGACAUGAUGGUGCAAAAAAGUUACUUCCUCCGCUGAAGUCUUGAACUCUACAAAGUCAGCCAUGAAGAUUGAAAUCAAGUUCUUCCAAACCACUGUUAAUGUUGAUCUUUUGACCUCUUCCCAUGAAUCAUGAAUGUUCUUAAUAAUCUAGAAUGGGUCUUAUUGAAACUACUGGCACAUAGCCUCGUACUGUGCUGGUACUGCAGGAUGCUGAAGUUGGAAAAACAUCCUAUUAAGAAGAGUGAGUUUGAACUGGUCAGAUAAAGAAAAGAGAAUGACCCUAUUUAACUCCUUUGGAAAGAAGGAGAGGCAGUGAUCUCUGUUAAAGAAUGAGGACAGAGCCAGCGUUAACCUCUAUGUCCCAGUGCAUCUUUCUGAUUUGGUGAUCGAGUGGAGCAGAGAGAGAGAGAAAUGGAUAGAACUGAGCAAGACCCAGUAUCAUUGUGAGACAUCAUUGGGAGUAAAAUAAAGACACUUGAAUUUGGACAGACAAGCAACCCAGCCACCUUUCAGUGUGGCUGUGUCAGUAUCGGAAUGAAAUGAACAUGACCCCCUCCAGCAGGGAAGGAACACACAGUAAAGCCUUCACCUCAAGGAUCAGAUUCAGCAGACCGUAGAACUUGCUUUGAACCACCUUCUUCUUCUCCACAAUGCGGACAUCAGGAUUUGGUAAAAAGGGGUACUGUCCAUUUCCCCCAAAAAGACUUCGAAUAUUUGUGGUCCAGCAACUUAUAAAAUUCCAGGUAAGAGUCCAGGUUACUUACCAGGUGUGGCUGAGUUGGAGGACACAGGUGAAAAGAAAGAUGCACACAGAAGGCUUCGGAAGCAACAUAAUCCUCUGGAGUGACAAGGAUAGAAAAUUCUAAAAACUUGGGAGACAGAGAGGAAUUCUUUCCUACCCAUAGGUUAUAAAGAUAAUCUCUGGGACUUCCCUGGUGGCGCAGUGGUUAAGAAUCCGCCUGCCGAUGCAGGGGACACGGGUUCAGUCCCUGAUCCGGGAAGAUCCCACAUGCCGCGGAGCAACUAAGCCUGUGAGCCACAACUACUGAGCCCAUGUACCACAUCUACUGAAGCCCACAUGCUCUAGAGCCCAUGCUCCACAACAAGAGAAGCCACCACAGUGAGAAGCCCACGCACCACAACAAAGAAUCUUAGGUCCAUGACCAGAGAUCAGCAGUGAAGGUGCAGUGUCCUAACCACUGGACCACCAGGGAAUUCCUAAAGGUGAUCAAUUUUCUCCCUAAUUUUGAAACCGUGCACCUCAUAUUGGGACUUGAACCCAUGUUCCGGGACUCAAACCCAGCCAAAGCCCACAAUCUUCCGACUGAGAUCACACACCUGGUUUCAGGACUAAAGGAAGCUCAGGUUCUUGAUAUCUCAUCACAGAAAGAAUUCAGUGAGAGACAAAGUGAUAGAAUCCUGUUUGUUGAAAAGGCAAGAGCAGAGGCAGAGCAUAAGGCCAGAGGGGAUCCUGCUGCCCAGACCCUGGACUUCAGCAGAGAACAAGCUGAAAAAUCAGAGUUCCCUGGAAACUGCCCUCCUCCUCACUUAGACUCAGUUGCAGGUGUAUGAACUGAAGCUUUUCGAACAUGAAGAUGAGGAUGGUGGGUUUCGGUUUCUUGGGACAUCCCCAAACAGAUAUGCAAGAAGGUCACACAGCAGGCUUCCUAUUCUCCACCCAAUGUGGGAUUGUUCUUCCAAAAGAGGCUUACUUCCAAGUUCCCACCUGCCUCCCUUUGUACACUCUGCUGCCCCUGCAUGAUGACACACAGGAAGUCAUUAUCACUGUAGUCAGACCCAAUUCGGAAGCCUAAUGCCACCAGUUUGAAGAGAUAACCAAUUUCAGGAGUGAAAAAGUGGUUGGAUCUGUGUCUUUGGAAAGACCCCUGAGGCUUGUGUAAUUCAAGCUUAGCUCAACUCACAUUCCAGUGACCAUGCAGGGAUAAAGAUCACUGUACGUUUUAACAUUUCUUGCAGUGUUGUAACUUUCUCCUUGUUUGGUCUUUUAACUCAGUCUGUUUCCUUGUGCAUACUUUGCUGCAGGGACAAGAUGGGGGAAGAGAGAUAGAAAUCAUCAUUCUAUUCCUCACUGGCCUCAGAAAGUUAGGUCUCCUGCCGUAUAGCCACACAGCACUUUUGCUUCUCCCUUGCAGCACUUUUUAUGAUUAUAAAUCAUCAAUUAUUUGUGUAUUUGUUUAAUGUUUAUCUUCUUCACCAGAAUGUAAGUUUCAUGAGACAGGGGCCCUGAUGGUCUCAUUUACUGCUUCAUCCCCAAAGUGUAGCAUAAUCCCUACCUAUAUUCGGCACUCAGUAAACAUCUACAGAAUGAAUUACCAUUGGAAUGAGGACUCAGGAUGGAAGAAUAUGUGUCUUCCGUAAUGGGGCUCUCAGAGGCGGGGACAAGGAGGUGUCUUGGGUGCUUGCCCUGAAACCCUGAGGUGAUGCUGGAAGAGCGAGCCCUGGGGAAUCUGCCCUGGUGCUCCAGUCUCCCCUCCUCACAGGCUUGGGACUUUCAGUCAACAGUGCCUCAUUGUGAAAUUUGGUGAGUGGCUCCGAGGGGAAGAAGAAUUGCGUUCUCUCAUGUCCUCUUCCCUGAGCCUCUCUAUCCUCCAUCCCUUUUCCCUCUCAUGCCUUUCUUUCUCCUGGUGUAUCUCCUCGCCUUUCUUUCUAGGCUGGUAUCUCCAGCUCACAUGGAGCUCUUUCCUUCCCCACUCCACCCACUCCAGCAGGUGGCCUAACACUUCACACCAGCUACAGAACACUGCCUGCCACAGGGGGAGCUCUGCCUAGAAGGGAUAAUGCUGAUGGAUUAUGUCAGGACACGUGAGCUCUCCGGAUGACGGGACUACACUCAGCAAGAGGACAUAAUCAUGGCCUCAGACCCAUUUCCCAGGGCUUAGUCAACUGACAACUAACUUUCCUAUUUUUGUUGGUGAUAUCAUCUGUCUUCUACCACCUGGGUUUGAUUGCUUCCCUCCAUCUGUCCAAUCUUCUGUAGAAGGUAUGGACAGAUGGACAUUGAUGUCCAGGAGGGUCCUCUAGAAAUGGGAGGAAAGCUGAGGGUCUCAUUCAAAGGGUUCUUUUUGGAGAGAUGGAAGAUACAAAGUGUAUUCCAGAAGGACUUUGAAAUCAGGGAGGUGGAAGGAAGGGAGAAAAAGGUUGAAGUGGGUCCUUUUGAUGAGGAGAUGGGUCACCUCCAGCCUCUCUGUGAGGUCCCUGGUGAAAUAGAACAAAGGCUCUUUUCUUGCUGUCCUGGGCUGGGACAGCUGCAACAGGACUUCAUAUACCUGGACCUUCCAACAGAUCUGGCUUGCUCAUUGUGGUGUAUGGAGAAGCUGGGACUUGUGGUGGCCCCUGGUGCAGUGCUGUGGUGUCUGUUACAUGAAAACAGGCAGGGGAGGAGUCCCUUCUGCUUAGCCUACUCAGGUUGUUUGCUUGGUCCAAGAUGUUUGUUGUUGAAGUCUUGUGCUACUCAAAUUUCAGUAUUUUUUUAAAUAAAUUUAUUUAUUUAUUUGUUUGUUUUUGGCUGUGUUGGGUCUUUGUUGCUGCUUACGAGCUUUCUCUAGUUGCGGCGAGCGGGGGCUACUCUGUUGUGGUGCGUGGGUUUCUCAUUGCGGUGGCUUCUCUUGUUGCAGAUCAUGGGCUCUAGGCACGCGGGCUUCAGUAGCUGUGGCUCGUGGGCUCUCGAGCGCAGGCUCAGUAGUUGUGGCACAGGGGCUUAGUUGCUCCGCGGCAUGUGGGAUCUUCCAGGGCCAGGGCUCAAACCCAUGUCUCCUGCAUUGGCAGGUGGAUUCUUAACCACUGCGCCACCAGGGAAGGCCCGAAUUUUGGUAUUUUUACUAUGCAGAUGACUCUGGUGGUGAAGGUUAAGCUCUUAUACCCAAGGUUCUUUCUUAUAGAUAAGUGAUUUCUAGUGUCUUCCACUGAGAAUCAUUGCCAUAGUGAGCCAUUGUAACUUAUAAAGUGUUUCCUACUGUUUAUGUCUAUUGGGGUGAAAAAGGUUGAGUCACUAUGUAAAAUACAGAAGGUGGUUUGCAGCUUGCUUCUCCCUGUAGAACCUGGACUGUCAAUCUCCCCAGAGUUCCUUUCUCUAAAGUAUGGUAAGUGUCCUAUCCCAGAGGAAGUUCUAUGGAAAACUUAUAAGGAGAUGGACCACAAGUUUCCAUCUUAUAGACUUUGAUGUCUCCGGACUCUUUGUCAAGGCCUAGCAGAUCCAGGUAGCACUGGAGAAGCUGGCUGGGAUAGGGAUGUUGUGAAAAGGGAGUACACUGGUGGUGGGAAGAGGAUAACUCUCUUCCUGAUGUCUGCAUGAGGAGAGCAUGUGACCAAAAAAUUUAUCCCACUGAAGCAAUGGGACCAAUUCACCAAGUGGUUAAGAGCCUUCAUAACGAAGAGGUACUUUUGGUUUAGAUGACUCACAAGGCUUGUCAUGUGGUUAUAAAACUCUUCUAAGAGGUGCUUUCAUUCAAAGGCUACUUGUAUAAUACCCUCCACCUGAAAUGCUACCAUUCUAUUCUGUUGAUGUCAUCUGAAAUGAAAUGGGUGUAGGCACAGAGAGUUCUGGGACCCUUGUCCUUCAGGGGCAAUGACAACAGAGUCCUGGCUGAAGGUGUCUACCUUAACCAUGAACUGCUGUGUGUGAGUGGAAUGCACCAGGAUGGAUGCAAUGGUAUGAUCAUUAAAUUUGUUGUGUGCUUUAUAGUGUACAGAGUUUAUAAAGACUUCUACAUUCUAUUUUAGUUUUAAAAUAGUCCUUAAGGUCAACAGGGCUGGCCUUAUUAUCAACAAUUUGCAGAUAGGUAAAGAAAGUCUCAAAAGGGACUUGUCCAGAACCGUCUGGUCAGUGUGUUGCUGAACAAAGAGUUAAACCCAGGAGUUCUGGUUUCAAGUUCAAGCAUCUUGGGUUUUGCUACAGGACUCCCCUGAAAUGAGCUGCCCUUUUUAACAGAGUGAAGUCAAGUGCCAAUAGAAGCUGGAGGGCAUGGAGAACUGCUGGCCAUUAAAUCAUUAGGAGAUCCCACUUUAUUACCACAUUUACAACUUCUUGAGUAAGACUAAACCUCUUAGGAACACAGAACAUCGUUUGAGAAUAUUUCUCAAGCUCUGUUGCAUAACCUGUGCCCCAUGGGGGCAUUAUAGGUUGAUCCUUACUUGGCGAGUGCUCAAGACGGAGCAGGGAAGAGCAAUGUUGGCCAGGUAGGUGAUCGUGACAGGUCACACACUGCUGGCCUUAAGCUCCCAGUGAUACCGAGCAGUGCCCUGUGGGGCUCCUGGGUACAAAGCCUUUCUGUGUCCCCCAUUUCUUUGAUUAUAGGAUAUAGUCUUCGUUCAGCCUCCUUGACCUUCCCCGAGUUCCAAUGGGCAGAUUCAAGCAGUUACUAAUUAGGGAAGGGAGGGGAUGAGAGACCAGGGAGAAACAAACCGUCAAGAGAAACAGUAGUGCAGCCUUGGGGCAAGGUCCUGGUUCCCCAUCAAGGAUACACACAACAAUAUCUUUGAGCUGUUUUGCAGAUACUGAAACCCCCUCCAGGUGGGAGAAAUUAAUGAUUAAUGAUGGUAUGCUGCCCACAGGCAGGUAGACCUCAGACCAGUUGGAGCCUGAAGGUUGAUGAUGCUGACUCCUACUUACCUCACCACCAACCCAUCAGAAGAAUGUUCCACAAGCUGAUCACGGCCUCUUUGAACCAUUACUGUAAAACUUCUCACUAUCCUCUCCAAGAGGGACACAUAGUUUUCAAGGGCAGGAGCACACUGUGUCCCCCUUUGCCUGGCAAAGCAAUAAAGCUGUCCUUUUCAACUUCACCCCAAACUCUGUCUCUAAGAUUUGAUUCGGCACCAGUGUACAGAGAAGCUGAGCUUUCAGCCUCAUCAGGGGUCUGGGACCUGUCACGUGAUGAACCUCCUUGGGUCCAUCCAAACCCCUGCUAUUCACAAGCCUCCCUUAGGAUACAAAAUUACCCCGAAGGAACCAGAAACCAUCUCCAGUUCCUUUCCCCACUUCUCUGGACUCUACUGCUAGCUUCCUGUUCAUCACCUCUGUCCCAGAGUUCAGUUUUGCAAGCCGGGGGUCCUUUUGCAAUUGUUUGAAAAGCAUGUGGGUGAGAGACAGCAGCUCCCUUUCCUUCACUAUCAGAUGAUUUCAGACAAAAUGAGCAGUACAGGCCCAGUUCCUGAUCCUUUGUCUUCCCAAAGAAAACAAACACCUUGGAAUGUAUGUCCCACUAACCAAAAAAACGGAAAGAUGGGAACUCCUCCAUCUAGGAAAGCUCACAGAGUGGCCUUAGCUCCAGCCCAGACAGAGAGUUAAUUCCCUUCAUAAUAUCUGGGCCUGGGGCAGGAGCUCCAUGCAGCAGACCCAGGGGUAGGACAGGCGCCAUCUCAGAUGCUGAGGUACAUUUAUUUAUCAAGGAGCUGAGCCCAGCCCUGGGUUGUCUGGGAUCAGGAUCUCUUUAUGGGGACACUGAAGACCGGUGACUUCCACCAGGCUGAUGUUUUACUGAGCACAAAGAUGGGCUUCAGGCCACCGCAUCAGUAGAGUAGCCCAGAUGGGGAGCCAGGAGCUGGAGAGAGGGCAGCUCCCACUCCAGCCAUCAGGGAGGAGGUAAGCACCUGCCCUUGUGGGACCAGCCCCAUACUGAGCCCGUAGACGAACGAGCCAGGGCAUGUGAUCAGAGGCUGGAUCCGGGCACAGGCAAGGAUGUGCUCAAGGGUCCUUGCCAGGGUUUUGAUUCAGAAACCAAGACUGGAUAAAAAGCAGAUCAGCCUGGAUACCUCUUCUAUGAGCAUUUUGUGCUCCUGAGUUCAGUUCUAGGUCCAGUACUAAGCAGAGCCACAAGAUAAGAUUGUCAGCUGAGCUGGGUCCAGAUAUACCUUCCCCUUAAGGAGUCUCAGGUCACACAGUCCUUGCCCUUUGCUCUCUGAUCCAUCUUCCCAGUCAGUGCUUAGCCUUUUUCCUAGGCUGAGCCCUACCCCUUCAAAGAAGACCUUUCUAGCAGUAUAGCUCACCCAUAAGCUACGAGAGGGCAGACCUCGGAAAAAAGGAAACAGAUAAGCUGGAACUCUGCAGGCUUUUCCCCUCCUCAUCAGUGGCCAGAAAGCCUGUCCCUUAAGUAUCUGAAGCAGGGGGUCCUCCUGCCACUAUCCUUCUCCCCCAGCUGUGGGGGUGGAAUGAGGUAGGAGAGGGGGCAGCUCCAGGUGAGACAGUAAAAGAGCCUCAGACACUGUUGGCUGAGCCUGGGAGGGAGGCAACACUUUUCAGUCUCCUGUGCCUGCCCUUGGUCCCCACCCCGAUCCAUGGCGGCCCUUUCAGGAGCUUUUAGUGGACAUGAACUCAGACCUGCUGUGGAGUCGGCCAGCCUCCCUCUCCUCCCAGCCCCACCCAUUGCUCUUUCAUCACCUCUUUUGUCUGACUCAGGACCAUCCCUCCCAGGCCCCAUCUGCAAGCAGCCUUCCUCUCCCCACAACAUUCACCUCUCUCACCCCUCCUUCCUUCCAGCCCCGGUCUCCACACCCUCCUAUUCCCCUGAACAGGCACCUGCUUUCCUCCUACAAAAGGCAGGAGACAGAGGCUGUGUGAGACCAGCUGCUCUCACACUCCCUUUCCUUUGCCCUCUGCUGGCUAGGCUGGGCUGUGCCUUUGUUUUCUCUUCCUCCCAGGUGAGAGUGGGUACCUGAGGUGCCAGGUCUCCUGCCUCAUUCCCCAUGAAUGCUGUGCAAUGUCCCGAGGGACAGGAGCUACAAAAGCCGGGGAGCGGAGCCUGGGACAACCCCGCCUACAUUGGCGCCCCCUCCCCGCGUGGGACACCAAGGAUCUGUACCAUCUCCAGUGCGGUGCCUCCUCCAUCCCAACCCAAGAAGCCUGAAGAUGGACCCCAGGAGAAGGCACACAAGACCCUGGUGUCCAGUUGCUGCCUUCAGAUCUGUCGUGGCAUCAGAGGACUUUGGGGAACAACCUUGACUGAGAACACAGCUGAGAACCAGGAACUUUAUGUCAAGACCACCCUGCGGGAGCUUUUGGUAUACAUAGUGUUCCUGGUGGACAUUUGUUUCUUGACCUAUGGAUUGACAAGCUCCAGCGUCUAUUACUACACCAAAGUGAGGUCUGAGCUCUUCUUACAUACCCCAUCAGACACUGGAGUCUCCUUCCAGGCCAUCAGCAGCAUGGCCGACUUCUGGGAUUUUGCCCAGGGCCCACUACUGGACAGUUUGUAUUGGACCAAAUGGUACAACAACCAGAGCCUGGGCCGCGGCUCCCACUCCUUCAUCUACUAUGAGAACCUGCUGCUGGGGGCUCCGAGGCUGUGGCAGCUGAGGGUGCGCAAUGACUCCUGAGUGGUGCACGAGGACUUCCACGAGGACAUUCUGAGCUGCCACGACGUCUACUCCCCAGACAAAGAAGAACAACUCCCCUUUGGUCUCCUCAAUGGCAUAGCAUAGACCUACCACUCGCAGUAUGAGCUGGGGGGCUCCUCUCACUGGGGCCAGCUCACAAGCUACAGCGGAGGUGGCUACCACCUGGACCUUCCAGGAUCUCGACAGGCUAGUGCAGAGGCACUCAGGGACAUUCAGGAGGGCCUGUGGCUGGACAGGGGCAGUCGAGUGGUCUUCAUUGACUUCUCAGUCUACAAUGCCAACAUUAAUCUUUUCUGUGUUCUGAGACUGGUGGUGGAGUUUCCAGCUACAGAAGGUACCAUCCCAUCCUGGCAAAUCUGCACAGUUAAGCUGAUCCGCUGUGUCGGCAACUGGGACUUCUUUAUCAUUGGCUGUGAGAUCAUCUUCUGCAUCUUCAUCUUCUACUACGUAGUGGAGGAGAGCCUGGAGCUCCACAUCCACCGGCUUCGUUACCUCAGCAGCAUCUGGAACAUUCUGGACCUGUUGGUCAUCUUGCUCUCCAUCGUGGAUGUGGGCUUCCACAUAUUCUGAACCCUCGAGGUGAAUCGGCUGAUGGGGAAGCUUCUGCAGCAGCCAAACACGUAUGCUGACUUUGAGUUCCUCGCCUUCUGGCAGACACAAUACAACAUGAACGCUGUCAACCUCUUCUUUGCCUGGAUCAAGAUAUUCAAGUACAUCAGCUUCAGUAAGACCAUGACCCAGCUCUCCUCCACGCUGGCCCGCUGUGCCAAGGACAUCCUGGGCUUCGCCGUCAUGUUCUUCAUCGUGUUUUUUGCCUACGCCCAGCUGGGCUACCUGCUUUUUGGGACCCAAGUGGAAAGCUUCAACACUUUCAUCAAGUGCAUUUUCACUCAGUUCCGGAUCAUCCUUGGGGAUUUUGACUACAAUGCUAUCAACAAUGCCAGCCGCAUCCUGGGACCAGCCUACUUUUUCACCUAUGUCUUCUUCGUCUUCUUUGUGCUCCUCAAUAUGUUUCUGGCCAUCAUCAAUGACACAUACUCAGAGGUCAAAGAGGAGUUGGCUGGACAGAAGGAUGAGCUACAGCUUUCGGACCUCCUGAAACAGGGCUACAACAAGGCCCUCCUGAGGCUGCAUCUGAGGAAGGAGCAGGUUUCAGACGUGCAGAAGGUUCUGCAGGGUGGGGAGCAGAAGAUCCAGUUUGAGGAUUUCACCAACACCUUGAAGGAGCUGGGGCACAUAGAGCAUGAGAUCACUGAGCUCACGGCUGCCUUCACCAGGUUUGACUAAGAUGGGAAUCACAUCCUGGAUGAGAAAGAGCAGGAAGAAAUGCGGCAGGACCUGGAGGAGGAAAGGGUGGCCCUCACCGCUGAGACUGAGAACCUGCACCGGUCCAGUGUGAGUAGCCCACCAGGCGAGUCGAGUCCAGAGGCUGCCAAAGCAGGUGGCUGGGUUUCAGGAGAAGAAUUCUACAUGCUCACAAGGAGAGUUGUGCAGCUGGAGACUGUCCUGGAAGGAGUCAUGACCCAGAUUGAUGCCAUGGGCUCAAAGCUGCCGACGCUGGAGAAGAAAGGGCAGCUGGCUCCCUUUCCAGGCAUGCGGGAACAAGGCAUUUGGGAGCACCUGCAGGCAGCCCCAGCUGUGACUCCAGCCCCCUGGGGACUCCAGGGCGGGCAGGAGAGUGGUGGGGGAGGGGUCCUAAAGCAUCAGACAGCAGGCUCCUCUGUCACCACCUCCCCAUAAGCCCCCUCAGCACACGCCCUCCACUUCUAGGGCAGCGGGUUCCACCACUGCUGCUGCUGAGUCCCGCCCUGUGCCUGGCCUUCUGAGCCAACGUUUCUGUGUGUAACUCUGUGAAAUACCUCCCGCUGGGCCUCUCACUCCCUGUGCUCUGAACUCUGCUGUGAUGAUUUUUUUUAAAGUCAAUAAAAAAUAAUAAAGGAAAGGAGGGUAAUAACUUUCCUAAGCAUCUCGAUAGCCAUGAUUUGUGAAAAAAGUAGAAGCUGAGAGAACAGCAAUAUCUAGAUGUCUUCCUACUUGCCAGUGAACCUUUUCCUCUGUGCAUCUAGAGAUCUACUGCCAGUACCCAUGGGGUUCAUGUCUUCCCUAUAGGGUUUCCCUGUGAAAGAGAAGGGGAAGCCAGAGAGGACACUUUCUCUUGUGGGGAGAGUACAAUGUUGCAGAGGAGUUGGAGUGGUGACCUCCCCUAGCCUUCCCCAGCAAAGUCCAGGAAGAUGGGCUUCCCUGGUGGCGCAGUGGUUGAGAGUCUGCCUGCCGAUGCAGGGGACACGGGUUCGUGCCCCGGUCCGGGAAGAUCCCACAUGCCGCGGAGCGGCUAGGCCCGUGAGCCAUGGCCGCUGAGCCUGCGCAUCCGGAGCCUGUGCUCCGCAACAGGAGAGGCCACAGCAGUGAGAGGCCCGCGUACCGCAAAAAAAAAAAAAAAAAAGUCCAGGAAGACUCAGUGGAAGAGCCUACCUCCAGACAUGUCACUGAACACUGAGGGGGUUGUAAACCAGGACAGAGAUGGAGCCUGAGGAGAAGCUGGCAAAGAAAUGACCUCAGGAUUCCGAGAUAUUUGGAUAAAAUGUGGGGGACUCUGACUCUCUUCCAUAGGACAAUGUGGGUUUGCCUGGUGAUUAUCAAUAAAAAUCCUUAGGAAAACCAGGACUUUGCACUUGCUUCGGGGACUGCAGGGGAAAGAAGAGGGUCCCGAACUGUGAACCAUCCUUGUACCUGGGCUGGAGAAAGCUCAUCCCUGCUGGGAGGUGUAGAGUUGAGGCAGUGACAAUGUGAAGAAGCUGGCUGCCCCAGGAGUUCUGAAAGAAAAAUUUCUGACUCAUAGGAAUAGUUUGAAAUAGUGGACACUACCAUUGGAGGGAGUGGAGACAGUGACCUAGGGAGGCCUGGUCCUUAGAGUGAAGAGAUUAUGGUGUGUGUGUUUGUGUGUGCAUGUGUGCGCUGUUGGGUGUGGGCAGUGAGAGUGCAGAUGGAGGAUAAGUAGGAAUAAGACAAAAAACUCCUACACCAAGAUUCUGGAUGUAUAGGCCUGCAUCCUGAGACCUGAUAUCUAUCCCCUCUCUCUGCCCCUAUGACCUUUAUCCCUCCCUCAUUCUGCACCUUCCAUUGCUCUCCAGUUUCUUUUUUCAUCCAUUCCCUUCACCCACCUGCAUUCUCCCAUCCCAUCAAAUACAAUCUAUACACCCAGAAGUCUUGUGAAACAGCUGAAUGCAAUUAAGAUAACCAGAGUGUAUCCUCAGUCCUAAAAAAUUAUGAUCUAAGCUUUCUUCAAGAAAGGCUGUUUCGGGACUUCCCUGGUGGAGCAGUGGUUAAGAAUCCGCCUGCCAGUGCAGGGGACACGGGUUCGAGCCCUGGUCUGGAAGAUCCCACAUGCUACGGAGUAACUAAGCCCGUGCGCCACAACUACCGAGUCUGUGCUCUAGAGCCUGCGAGCCACAACUACUGAAGCCCACAAGCCUAGAGCUCAUGCUCCGCAAGAAGAGAAGCCACAGCAAUGAGAAGCCCAUGCACCAUAAUGAUGAGUAGCCCCCACUCGCUGCAACUAGAAAAGGCCCAUGCGCAGCAACAAGGACCCAACACAGCCAAAAGUAAAUAAACAAAGAAACGCUGUAUCAACCCAAGAGGUGUAGGUGCCAGACUGAAGUUUGGGAAAAAAGGUCCAAUGAGCCGAUAUUAACCUAGGACAUAGGAAGGGAGAGUAUUUCGGCUCAGGGAUAAUGCCUGAAGGUUUCCCAGAGCCUAGAUGAGACUAUCUUCAAAAGCAAGGAUUCCUUGAGCAGUCUUUCAGUGACUAAUAGCAGCCGGGGUGAGGAUUCUCUGGGGUGGGGCUAACUAGUCUCCGGUUAUUUUAGUCAGCAGGCCGCACUGGGCUCGACCCAUCCCAGAGAGGUCUUACUAGGCUAGUGAUUCCGCCAGGGAGUGGCCGCAGAAUUGAGCGCAUCCUUUG
Orcinus orca (killer whale) is the source of this 12663-nucleotide messenger RNA. It is a transcript of the gene PKD2L1, whose product is annotated as polycystin 2 like 1, transient receptor potential cation channel. The transcript has 29 exons. Gene Ontology annotation, biological process: detection of mechanical stimulus; potassium ion transmembrane transport. Lineage: Eukaryota; Metazoa; Chordata; Mammalia; Artiodactyla; Delphinidae. Gene Ontology annotation, molecular function: muscle alpha-actinin binding; calcium-activated potassium channel activity; calcium channel activity. Gene Ontology annotation, cellular component: membrane. The record is from RefSeq and is a predicted model, not a curated record.